Messenger RNA from Echinops telfairi (small Madagascar hedgehog), 2208 nucleotides. It is a transcript of the gene BCL2L13, whose product is annotated as BCL2 like 13. NCBI's taxonomy places the organism in Eukaryota, Metazoa, Chordata, Mammalia, Afrosoricida, Tenrecidae. The transcript has 8 exons. Gene Ontology annotation, cellular component: mitochondrion. The record is from RefSeq and is a predicted model, not a curated record. The coding region runs from base 323 to 1717 and encodes 464 amino acids. Gene Ontology annotation, biological process: regulation of apoptotic process; apoptotic process.
GGAAGCGGGCUGGGGGUGACCUCACCCUCCAUCAUGGCGGCGGCAGUAGGUUAGGGCCGUGGGUCGAAGCAGGCACCGCCGCUGGGGGACCCUGUCGGAAGCAACUGCCGCCGCCGCCGCCGCCUCUUGCAUCUCCUCUGGGGCAGGGGCCAGGGCCAGAUUACAUCAGUAUUCCACAACAGAAACGUUUUUAAUAAUAAAAAUCUGGCUCCUAUUCUGCUAAGAAAGUAGUUAUUCUUGUCUCAUAUCCCUCCACUGAGAAUCGCAGAUACAGGUUUUACAUCUGAAAGUAGACCCCUUUGGAGUUCUGCCAGCCACCUCAAUGGCGUCCUCUGCUGCUGUGCCUCCAGGAUUUCACUAUGAAACAAAGUAUGUUGUUCUCAGCUACUUGGGACUCCUCUCUCAGGAGAAGCUGCAGGAGCAGCAUCUUUCCUCAACCCAAGGGCUUCAACUAGACAUAUCCUCACAAUCUUUGGAUCAAGAAAUUCUAUUAAAAAUUAAAACUGAAAUUGAAGAAGAGCUGAAAUCUUUGGACAAAGAAAUUUCUGAAGCCUUCACCAGCACAGGCUUUGAUCGUCACACUUCCCCAGUGUUCAGCCCUGCAAACCCAGAAAGCUCAAUAGAAGACUGCUUGGCCCAUCUUGGAGAAAAAGUGUCUCGAGAACUCAAAGAGCCUCUGCAGAAAGCAGUGCGCAUGCUCCUGAGCCAGCCAAUGACCUAUCAGGGAUUCCGGAAUUGCACACUGGAGACCGCAGUUCAUGCCAACGGCUGGAACAAGAUUUUGGUGCCUCUGGUUUUACUGCGGCAAACACUUUUGGAGUUGACAAGACGUGGUCAAGAACCCUUGAGUGCACUGCUACAGUUUGGCGUGACAUAUCUGGAGGACCAUGCAGCUGAGUACAUCAUUCAGCAUGGCGGCUGGGGGGCUGUUUUUAGUCUGGAGCCAGAGGACGAGGAAGACCCUGGAGUCACUGCGGAAGACAGCAAUGACAUUUAUAUCCUGCCCAGUGACAACUCGGGACAAGUCAGUCCUCCAGAGUCUCCCACUGUGACCACUUCUUGGCAGUCCGAGAGCUUACCUGUCUCGCUGUCAGCCAGCCAGAGCUGGCACACGGAAAGCCUGCCGGUGUCCCUCGGUCCCGAGUCCUGGCAGCAGAUCGCAAUGGAUCCUGAAGAAGUGAAAAGCUUGGACAGCAAUGGAGCGGGAGAGAAGAGUGAGAACAACUCCUCCAAUUCUGACAUCGUGCACGUGGAGAAAGAAGAAAUCCCUGAGGGCAUGGAGGAGGCUGCUGCCGGGCUGCAGGCAGCAUUCCCCGAGACCCCUGAGCCUCUGCUUCCACAUAGCACUGCCACUACCCUGCUGCAGACUGCGGAAGCCCACCCAGGAAUGGCUGCAGCUGAGAAAACCAGCCCCGCCACAUCUUUAUUUGUGGAGUUUGAUGAAGAAGAGGUGAGAGCUGCCACCACGGAGCCGGGUCAACUCGGGGCGGGGGCAGAAGUGGAGUUGGGCCCCGCCCUGGAGCCCACCCCGACCCCACUGAGCGCCCUUGAGAGCAGAAUCAGGAAAGAGGCUCUGACUGAAGAGCUGUCCGGGGCUGCAGAUGAGAAAGCCAUGUCGCUGUCAGAGGGCAAGUCCAUACUGCUGUUUGGAGGGGCUGCUGCGAUGGCCAUCCUCGCGGUGGCAGUUGGGGUGACACUGGCUCUGAGAAAGAAAUAGCCGGUUUUUCAGAAGAGAAAGAAGACAAAAGGGCUCAAUGUUUUUGUGCACUGGCUGGAACUUGACCCACUGGUGGCUGCCUGGAGGGACACUUGUAGAACCUGGGUCACCUAGGGCUUCCAUUCAACAAAGUCCUGGAUGGAGCCACACCCAAGGGCAAAGGGAGUUUGGCAUUCGAUUACGCAUCCCCGGGGCUGUGGGCUCCUGCUGGCUUCAGACCCUUGGCAGUGCAAUGUUCCUGGUGAGCAGGGCUCCCUGGCCGUGGCGGGAAUGGCGUUUUCACAGUUCCUUGUGAGAGGCUGUCUGUGCAUUAUAGGAUAUUGAGCAACUUCCUGGCCUUACCCACCACUAAUGCCAGUAACACAGCCCCCCCCCCCCAACUCCUUAGUUAUGGCAACCAAAAAUAUCUCCAGACAUUGCCAAAUGUCCCCUGGGGGGCAGGAGUCCCUGCCAGUUCGGGAGGGAGAGGGUGCAGGUGGAGGGUAGGAGGA